Hypomesus transpacificus is the source of this 2786-nucleotide messenger RNA. RefSeq names its product G protein-coupled receptor 37a (gene gpr37a). Gene Ontology annotation, cellular component: plasma membrane; signaling receptor complex. NCBI's taxonomy places the organism in Eukaryota, Metazoa, Chordata, Actinopteri, Osmeriformes, Osmeridae. The record is from RefSeq and is a predicted model, not a curated record. The transcript is spliced from 2 exons. Gene Ontology annotation, biological process: positive regulation of MAPK cascade; adenylate cyclase-inhibiting G protein-coupled receptor signaling pathway. Gene Ontology annotation, molecular function: prosaposin receptor activity; G protein-coupled peptide receptor activity. The coding region runs from base 408 to 2270 and encodes 620 amino acids.
CAUUCUACAGUAGAGUGAGCGACCCGGAUCUAGGGAACCACACCGUUCCGGGGCGCUCUUAAAACCUUUCUUAAUGCAACAAACUGCAAACUUUAGACUCGCGUACUAUUUGAAUAGAUUUUUUUUUAAGAAACUGUUCCGUCGUUGAAAGACAGCGUACUAAAGCGAAACACUAUAGGAUACUUUUGGUGGUUACAAAGUCGUUGUAGAACUUGUUUGGUGCUAGUCUUCACUGCACCUGACUUUUAACGUGCAACUCGGUAUCCCAAAAUGAUAUAAGUUUGUUUCGAAAAAGAAAACAUUUCUUGAGCUAUGAAUCGUUUUUCAAUUGUGGCUCCAAAGACAGAAUCAAUGGAUAAAUCAUUUUGGAAUACAAUUCACUUUUGUCGAAGGCUUUAGGAUAAACAAUGCUGGUACCAUUAUUUAGGUUACUGUGCUUCUCGCUUUGGAGCGAGGAUGUGAUAGCUCACAUUUACGGAGCGAACACAAAGACAACGAUAACUCCUCGAAAUUAUGAUACAGCUGGCAAAAACAGGAAUUUGCACAACACUACCAGUGGUGGCCGGAGAUGGUAUGAAGCUUACGAGCGUAUCAACGAAAAGAACAAUAGACGGGCGCAUGCUACAAGUGCAUCAUCUUGGAAUUCAAUGCGGACAUGGAUGAAUUACAUGAAUGCAUCUUAUGGUUUUAAAAGAGUUGUGGACGAACGAAAGACGUCCAAUGAAAUGGCACUCGUCCGCUUGCCCAAGGAUGGCAAUGACCGGUGGCGCACGGAGGAAAAGUUGAACACCAACAAGCUAACUGUCAUGAAAACGCACGGCGGUGGGCAUGGUGAUUUAAAGUUUUUAGCGAGGCAUAAGAGAGGGGGAGGUCACCGGAACAAGAAACGCAUUUGCAGAAACAAAAGAUGGGCCAUUUACCGUUUUAAACGAAACGAGAAGGAUGACAAGAUAAAGGAGAAGAAAAUAAGUCAGCCGUCCAACACCUCUGUGGAUGAACCACCAACCACGUGGGAAACACUACCCAAACCAAUGGCCCAAAAUCAGUCAAUAGACUUCCCAAUUGAUGACUAUGAGCAGUUUACAUUACCAGACGUAGGAGACAGCACACCGUUUGUUCCUAUGAAUACUAAAAUAAGACGGAAAGUAGUCAAAAACCCGUUCUACCCUGUAACAGCCGAAGCAUACGGCGCAUAUGCCAUUAUGAUCAUAUCAGCCAUAAUUUUCACAGUGGGAAUCAUCGGGAAUAUUGCAAUCAUGUGCAUAGUGUGUCACAACUAUUAUAUGAGAAGUAUCUCGAAUUCCCUCCUGGCCAAUCUAGCCCUGUGGGAUUUUGUCGUCAUCUUCUUCUGCUUGCCCCUGGUGAUAUUCCAUGAAUUGACCAAGGACUGGCUCUUGGGGGAAUUCUCCUGUAAAAUCAUCCCCUACAUUGAGGUGGCGUCCCUGGGGGUCACAACCUUCACCCUGUGCGCCUUGUGCAUCGACCGAUUCCGCGCCGCGUCCAACGUCCAGAUGUACUACGAGAUGAUUGAGAACUGCGCCUCCACCGGCGCCAAGCUGGCCGUCAUCUGGAUCGGCGCUCUCCUCCUGGCGCUGCCCGAACUGCUGAUCCGCCAGCUGGUCACGGAGGACGGCGACCCUCCCAGCAUGCAGCCCUGCGAGCGCUGCGUGGUGCGCAUCUCCACCCAGCUCCCCGACACGCUCUACGUGCUGGGCCUGACCUACGACGGCGCGCGCCUCUGGUGGUACUUUGGCUGCUACUUCUGCCUGCCAACGCUGUUCACCAUCGGGAGCUCCCUGGCGACAGCUCGGAAGAUCCGCCAGGCUGAGCGGGCGGUCGUGCGCGGCAACAAGAAGCAGAUCCAGCUGGAGAGCCAGAUGAACUGCACGGUGGUGGCGCUGGCCAUUCUGUAUGGCUUCUGCAUCAUCCCCGAGAACAUCUGCAACAUCGUCAGCGUCUACAUGGCUACCGGGGUUCCCAGGAGAACCCUGGAUAUUCUCCACCUGGUCAGCCAGCUGUUGCUGUUCUGCAAGUCGGCCGGCACGCCGGUUCUGCUGUUCUUCUUGUGCCAGCCGUUCAGCCGGGCCUUCCUGGACUGCUGCUGCUGCUGCUGUGAUGAGUGUGGGCCGCCCAGGACUUCGACGACCGCGACGACCAGCGACAACGAGAACGAGCAUGAGUGCACCACCACCGACCUGGAGCUGUCUCCCUUCAGCACCAUUCGGAGGGAGACGUCUCCUUACACGGCUGUGGGGACACACUGCUUUUAGGCACAUUGAAUUCUCAAAUGUACUUGGAGGUGGAAGUACCUUUUCAAGUUUGGGUUCACUAAAGAGCAGAGCUGUUGCCAUGCUCGAUCCUCUAUAUGUUUACAUAAAACACACACAAAUACACACAUUGUCACAUUGUAUACUGUAUAGUACAACUUGAAAUCUAGAAAUGAUAGCAAUUUUCUAUUAACUCACGUAUCACAUUUUUAUUUUUUACAAUUUUGCACUCAAUUCUUGCCGUAAUAUUGCGUUUGUGUUGUAUUUUUCCAUUUUCUUUUCUACCCAGAGUACAGUAUGUCAGAGUCAGAAGGAAAGUAAUAUAUUGUAAAUGGCUGCUCGUAGUGUGUUGUGUUUUGCUGAUGAUGGUGAUUCUUGUGAAUCGGUUCCAAGGUAUGCUUAGCUCCCUUGCUAUGUAAGUACUUUAUUAUCCACUGUAUUUGAUAGCAGAAAACUGUAUGAUACACUCCAGUUGGUCUGUACAGUCACUGGUGUGGUGUUUUUGUAGCCAGGAAUUGU